Molecule: messenger RNA, 7599 nt
Organism: Rana temporaria (common frog)
Lineage: Eukaryota; Metazoa; Chordata; Amphibia; Anura; Ranidae
Gene: LPP
Product: LIM domain containing preferred translocation partner in lipoma
Exons: 13
Coding region: 548-2341 (597 amino acids)
Biological process (GO): cell-cell adhesion
Cellular component (GO): stress fiber; focal adhesion
Source: RefSeq, a predicted model, not a curated record
CCUCACUGAGCCUAGCUGCUAUCACUGAUCUAAUAGAAUCCAGAUGUUGUAGUGAGCUUGUCAUCCAGGCGCCUGAAGCGUACAGCUGCAACAGAUGAGGGAAGCGUAGGCCCGCCUACAGGGGUGCCGGGGAUGCCUAGUCUGCUGAACACAGAAAAUCCAAGAUGGUGACUAGUAUGAAGUUUUUCUGUUAACCGGUCAACUUGGAAGUGACACCCGGAGUGGACAUUCCUUUCUGCCGACACCUUGUACAGACACCGGAGUGAGCUACAACUUCAACAACUCAGGUGGAGUGAGGGGAGUCUGAUAAAACAAGUCCCAACACAUUUACAAGUAUCACUGGAUCUCAGUGUCAUUCUGAGCCUAGAACAUUAGGCCACCUCAUUUUGUCUGCAAGGCAGUAUCACAUCGUAAUCUGACCAGGUUAAUUCCCCCCGAUUCAUAGGAGCUUCUUUAAACUAAGUGUGCAGUGCCUGGAGAAAGACUGCAAGACUGAGAUUUUUGUUAGCAAGUGGAACAAAAGACUUUCUACUUAGAGACGUGAAAAAUGUCUCAUCCUUCAUGGCUACCACCAAAGAGUUCUGGGGACAACCUGGGACAUGUAACUGCCAGAAUGGAGACCACACAGGGCUUUGGAACACCCAGCAUCUCCGUGUCAACUCAACAAGCCCCUAAGAAAUUUGCACCUGGAGUUGCCCCGAAACCAAAAUACAAUCCAUAUAGAUCAGGACAGUCUGAAAGUGGUGAUGAUUUUCCUCCGCCGCCACCUCCACCGCCAGAAGAUACAAGUAGCCUUUCACACCCAUCCGCUAUUGGAAGCUUUCCUCUUCCACCUGCUCCUGACGAAGCAAUGUUCAAUGUUCAGAUAAACACAGGUGGGAAGACGAUAGAAGAACGCCGCUCAAGCUUGGAUGCAGAGAUUGACUCCUUGACAAGUAUUUUGGCUGAUUUGGAAAGCAGUUCUCCUUACAAGCCACGCACAAGUCAGGUUUCUGGGUCCACUACUGGCACAUUGACUCAUCCAUCCUCAGGAACUCCUGUAACAGGCCAUAAGAGGAUGAUUAUUCCAAACCAGCCUCCACUAACUGCAACAAAGAAGUCUGCAGUCAAACCACAACCGCAGUCUACAUCCCAGCCAGCCCCUGCUGGGUCACCUGGAACCCAGAGGGCUCAGCCUGUUCCUGCCCCUUAUGCCACUGCUUCCACUCCUAACCGACCAACAUACAAUGUUAAGUCUGCUCAACCCAGCCCCCAGUAUGUUCCACCUGGUCCCCAACCAGGACAACCUUAUAAUGUUGCCCCAAACCAGUAUUAUGUUCCACAAAAAGCUGCGCUUCCACGUGAACCUGAAUAUGUUCCACCCCAGCCUGUACGCUAUGCAGACCCUGGCUAUAGUUAUUCCCAGGGCAACCAGGUGAAGUAUCAAGAUCCCUACUAUCCACCAGCACAGACCUAUGGAGGAAGAAACAAUUCAGAGAUUCCCUAUGCCCACCAAGGAGGAUGGAAACCAGAACCAUCUUAUGCUUCAACACCUGCUGUAGGCCAGCAACCUCCUGGAGCAUAUCCCCCUGCUAACAGUAAGAAGACUUAUAUUACUGAUCAACCAUAUAUUCCACCACCGCCGCAAACAAAGACAGCCUACACUACAGGCAUUCCCACUCUUCGACCCGAGGAUGAACUGGAUAGACUAACUAAGAAAAUGCUAUAUGAUAUGGAGAAUCCUCCUUCUGAAGAGUAUUUUGGUCGUUGUGCUCGGUGUGGAGAGAAUGUCGUAGGCGAGGGUACUGGAUGUACUGCCAUGGACCAAGUGUUCCAUGUGGAUUGUUUUACCUGCAUGACCUGCAACAGCAAACUACGUGGGCACCCCUUUUAUGCUGUGGACAAGAAGGCAUUUUGUGAGCCUUGCUACAUUCGCACUUUGGAGCAGUGCAGCGUUUGUGCCAAGCCAAUCAUGGAGAGGAUUCUUAGAGCUACCGGAAAGGCCUACCACCCUCAGUGCUUCAUCUGUGUAGUGUGCUUUCGCAGCCUGGAUGGAAUCCCUUUCACUGUUGAUGCAUCAGGCCAUAUUCACUGCAUUGAGGAUUUCCACAAGAAGUUUGCUCCAAGGUGUUCUGUGUGUAGAGAACCAAUAAUGCCUGCUCCUGGCCAGGAGGAGACUGUUCGUAUUGUAGCUUUGGACCGUGAUUUCCAUGUGCAGUGUUACCGCUGUGAGGACUGUGGAAGUCUUCUGUCUGAAGGGGAAAAUCAAGGCUGCUACCCAUUGGAUGGACACAUCCUCUGCAAGUCCUGCAACUCUGCACGUAUCCAAGCUCUCACUGCCAAGUCCAGCACCGACCUGUGAAUGAAUAGCACCUCAUCCUUAACACUUUAGCUCCUAUCAUGCCAAUCAGCUUUUGCCUCCAUUGGUCAGAGGGAUUUCCAGAACAGACCUAUGUAGGAUGCCUCAUUUCAUAGGCAAUUUGAAAGGGAGUUAUCACAUUUCUAGUUAUUCCACUCACUUUAAUUUUAAAGCACUACAUAUUUUAUUCUUCGUUGUUUCUUUUUUCUUACAGCUGCAGAAGGAAAGUGUAAUUCAGCGUGUGAUUUUAUAUAUAUAUAUAUAUAUAUAUAUAUAUAUAUAUAUAUAUAUAUAUAUAUAUAUAUAUAUAUAUAUAAUCUCACAGUAUGGUGAUUGAACAUUAGCAAACUUUAGUAAAAUAUAUAGACGCCAGAAAUAGAUAGUCGUUUUUUGGAUAAGAUCACCUUGAAGAUCUUUACAAACCAUGCCAAGUUAUAUGUUUGAAAUUACCUGUAGCGCUGUAUUGCUCUGAGAUUGGCUGGCAUGAGCAGUACAUAACCGCUCUGCAUGCAGCAGUAUUCACAUAUCCUGUGCCUGUAUUAUGAGCACAUCCACUGUUAAAGGGAGGGAGCGUUUUUCUUCGCAAGCUCCGCUGUUUCUUGCUCUUUUGUUUGUUUUCUUUCUUUAGCUUUGCUUUUCUAUAUAAUGCAUAUUUUGGCUGCUGCUGGUGAUGGUGUUUUCUGUUUGUAAUUGGAUACAUUUAAAUAUUCUUUAUCAGUGGUACGUGGUCAUAAUUAUGCAAGUACAGACCCGCACCUAUUCACAGCAAACAGCAGUUUGUCACAGCAUUUAGAGAUUGUUUUUUUUUUUUUUAUUAUUGGAACUUGCGCUGUCAUCCAGUGAUGUACAAACUAACACAGUGCCUUAAAAAUUACAUAGUUAGCAUAUCACAAUAUGAGGCUGGGUGCCAGGCAAGUAUGUCGUAUAUAUAGGAAGAAAUUCUAAUGAUUGCAGCUGAUGGAGUUGUUAUAGGGUCAAAAUGCAGUGCAUUGCUGAGCCCAAUGCUGUAGAUGAUCGUUAGUAUUUAACUUUUAGCUAGAUGUUGCUACAUGGUUCUUAAGGGCUUUAGUCAUUCGCUUGAUCCCUGACCCUUUAGCCCUUUUGACUUCCUAUCAUAACCAAAAGGAAGUUGAUUGCCUUUGAACUGUAGGUUACAUGGACAUGUUAUUUCGUCAUUCCUUCUCUCUCGUUCCAGCAGGGAUUCAUGUUAUAAAUUAUGACAUGCUCCUAAAAACAGACCAUAAAUCGCAAGUGUCUGUGGCCACUUUGCCUUAUCAAACUGUGUUUUUUUUAGACUUGGGAGAUUUAUAGUUUAUUGUAAGCUUCAUGUAAGCUCCAGUAACAAUGGAUUAUGGUUAGGCGAGCUGCAGGUUUGUAUCCUUAUAAAGAGAAGUAUAAUAUAUACUGUAUAUUUUUUUUUCUAUUAGAACUUGCUUUAAAAAUGGAUAUUUGUAUAUUAUACUUUAUCAAUCACAUGUUAUUUAGAAAAAAGUAGGGUAUGCCAAUAUAACGUAAUAAUCUGUUUUUCUAAAAAAAAAUAAUCAUUCAACUGGGUUUUCUAUAAUAUGGUCUAAUGCAAAUAUGACAAUGCCUGUUUAACAAAGAAUUAUUGCCAAAUUGCUUGGCUGCCAAGCUGAUCUAAUGUUUUUGAACUUUUGAAUCUCUGAAACAAGUAAAAGUUAUGUAUUUUACCCCCUCCCACUGGCAUCCCUUUAAAUAGUCCGGAACACCCAGGUGACAGGAAAGAUCAGCAAUUAUGUGACCACUGUCACGGUGGUCACAUGAUUGUAAGCCUAUCCUGCUCGCUACCUAUCUGCAGCCUGGACUGAGAGCUGUCUGUGACAGCUCGAAAGCCCGCCCCUUUUGCCGGCAUACAUAUGUGGUGGGGAACGUAAAGGGGUUCAUUUGUACUUUCUUUUUGUCCCCAGGUCAGUGACUCAGAAGGUUUUACAAUCAAAUUACUUGUUGUAUUGCCACUGCAUUUUAGUAAGGAGCUCAGCAAUUGCAACCACCAUAUUUUUCUCAGCACAUUUCCUUUAAAGUAGAAACCCUUGUGCAAAAUUAUUCCUGAAGUUGGGCAGUGCUUUGACUGCCUGCUGGGUCUUAAUGGCUGGUGAAGGUGCCAGAGCAGCUAUACCGCUUUUAUUGAAGGCAUAACAACUGCUGCACAUUGAGAGCUGACCUUUCAACAUCAUUAACCAAAGUAGAUUUCCAGAACUACAAAACUAUAUUGUUUUUCUUUAGCCCACAUGCUCAAUGCCAAGUUAAAAGGGGGAUUCAAGGGUUUAAAAACCUUAUGCUGUUAUUUAAACAUCAUUACUAUAAAACUGUAUUCACUGCCCAUAUAUAAAAGGUGCCAUACUACACUUACAAUAAUUUAGACCAUUUUAAUUGGUAGCACAACACUAAACAGUACCUGCACAAUUAGACUGCUGUGUAGCCAUGAGACCUCCUAAUCGAGUUUGGGUGUCCUUUCUUGAUAAGAGGGGUCCUGUAGGCUAGGUUCAUUUCAGCUUUGAGGCUGCACUUAUACAUUUGAGUGUUGAUGUUCAACUGAAAAUCAAAGGCAGAUUUUUAGUUAGUACAAUAAACCACAUUUAGAAAAAUAUGGUAUAUAAAUGCGUCAGAGUAGACUGCAAUAGAUCAAUCUGGCUUAUUAAUUAAAACUAAACUCAAAAUGCGGGACAUCGUCUAUAAUCUGUAUUGGUACUGGUGUGAAUUGUUUUACUGCUGAUAUCUGCAGUUUUACUCCUUGUUCUGUUUACAGAAUACGACCACAUAAUAAAUGGACAGGUUAAAAUUACCUAGUACACGUUUGAAAGUCCUUUUGUAAUAUAUACCAUUAUAUAAAAAUGUAGACUACAGAUCCAGGUUCUUGGUCUCCACUCGGAAAAAAAAUUCAUGUUCUCAUCUUCUUACUGAAAAUGACAUGCAUAAUAAUUAAGUUAGCAUUAUUUUCUACAUGGUAACAACAUUUAAAUAAUUUAACUCUAUCAAUCUGGUAGCUGUGUGAUUAUAUACAGUAAUAUGUCUCAAUACCAGAUGUGCAUAUAGGUAUUAGAAUCAUUUUAGUCAUUACUAAAUGUGAGCAUUCGCUCUCAUAUAUGUUUUAUGGUCUUCAGAAAGUGAGUAACAUUUCAUAUACUGUAUCUUUAGUGCUUCACUUUUUUAACAACGUAUUGUGUACCAGGAAUGUGAAAAUUUGGUACUAUAUAACUGCUAUACUAGAGCCAUCAUUUGUAUGUAUCAAUAUACACUCUUUGAAACUCAUUGUCAACUUUAUAUCACAGCAACACUGAACACUAUACCACCAUCCAGUAUUACAUUUCUGCAACAUUUCUGUGAAACACUGAUAUUUGUAUUUCGUAGCUGAGAAUUGCUUGCAAACAUUUCCCGAUUUGGGAAGUCAUUUUCUUUGAGGCUGAGAUAGGACCCAUUGCACUAAUGAGAAGGUUGUAUGUGUGUAGAAUUCAUCUUUAUACUCUGCUGCUGUGCAUUGGAAAUUUAGAGGUGAUCCUUCAAGGGUUACAGGCCUGGGUACAGUUGAGAAAUCUAAAAUGUUACCUCUGGGAAGAGCCAAUAUUCAGAUCUGCUUUAAAGUCCAGUAAAUAUUUUACAUGAAUUGUAUUUGGCACUUUUAAACUGUUCCAUUGUGUAGUUUAUUAAGUACAUAUGUCUGUAUGUGUACAUUUACUGUCAGCAACCAUGUAUAGUCUAGAUUUAUUUUGCUGUAAGUUUCAGAUAGAAUUGCAAUUAGAAACAUCACUGUAAUAUUACACUAGGUUGCUUUGACCAGCAGCAACCUAUGCUUGUAUUCUGGCAGUUAGGUUCACUUCCAAUAAAUGCAUACUGGUAUCUGAGCGUUCCCCAUGUAAUGAAAUUAUUAUCCUAUCUUCAGGUCAGGCAUCACUAGAAUAAAUGAGAAACUGGUAAAUGGCGUCAUUUCAGUAUAUACUUAAAAAUGUCAUGAGCUAGUGCAGCACCCAAGUAACCUAUCCAGCCAAUUAUUUUAUUAGUGCCAUUUAUAUUUCCCUAUUUGUACACUAGGGGACACUGGGUAAAUUAAUUCAGGUACAGUGGGAUUAUGCUUCUGCCUUCAGUAGAAGAGAAGUCUUAUCUCCUCAGAGAGAUGUAAACUCUACUUUUUAGGAAGAUUUCUUUUUUUUUUUUUUUUUCUAGGAAGAUUUCUUUUUUUUUUUUUCUAGGAAGUUUCCUCAAGUGUUCCUCACUUGAUCAGUUUACACUUUGAUACAAAUUGGGUAUGACAGAAAAUCUGGUCACACACGGACCACAGCUACAUAUUUACAUAGUGAUUGAAUAAAAAAUUUCUAUUGCUUCAGUAUAAUCCAUAACUUCUUUGGUGUCACACUUCCAGAUCUGGACAUGUACGUCGAAGUUUGUGUUGGGUUGGGUGACCUAAUGUACUGCAGUCUGAAGAUUCUAUUUCAUUUCCAUGUCUAUUUCAUUUCAUUACAACUUCUAUGCUGUGCAGCCAAUAGGAGGCAGCUUUCGAUCUCUCUUUUCUGCUCAGUGGACUGUGAAUCAGCAGUGUAUUUAUGCUGAUUUAUAUUCAAGUGCAUAGUCAAACGAUAUAGUAAACUGAAAGAGGUUGUAUCUGCCUGGCUGUGUAAUGUGAUAAUGUUGUGUGAAUCAUAAAGGUGGUUAAACAGAACUACAAAUUCUUUGCCAGGUAAAAUAAUUCACAUUUCAACUGUCGGUUUUGUGGUCUGUAUGGUGUUCAAUUGUAUGUAUUGACACAGGCCACGAAAGGCCUUCAGUUCUAUGUGACAACAGAUUUGAGCCAGAGAAUCAGUUUGUCUAUUGCAAAAUACCAAGAUCAUCCUAACAAUAAAGAUACAAAAAAUGAGUACUUGCACAGUGCAAACCUUACAGUAGAGAGAUUAACCCAAAGAAAAAUCUAACACCAAAGAUAAAGGAAAACUACUCUUGCCAUUUGUUAUAUUUGCACAUCUCGUGAUAAACUUGGCAUUUGAACAUCAUCAUAGGAAAUAGACUUGAAAUGUUACUAUUUUUGGUAUUCUACAUUUUUGGCACCCUUUUAUAAGAUGGCUGGACAACAAGAAAGUAUGGAAUUACCUAAGACUUGUUAUACAUUAGUAUCAUAAUCAAUGGAAUUGUGAUUACAAUUUAUUCUACCCUGUUCUAAUCUGAUUUUUUUAAAGAUUUUUUUGUACUGUACUUAGGAAGUUUUUUUCUGAUAAUAUACACGCUUCACAAUAAAGUUUCUAUUUGCAUUAAAA